AAUAUAUAUAAUCUAUUUUAAUCCACAAUCUGCUAUUUUGUUUAGCACCUAAAUAACAUUUUAACCUUUGGUGAAACUUGACUUUCUUCGGCCUUGACUGGGGGAGGACGAGGCGAGUAAGAUCACUGUUGUAAGAUGAAAGCCCAUUCAAAUAGUGGCUCUACGAAGUGAACACACCUCUGUUAAAAUAUGUUUUUCUGAUGUAGAAAAAAAAAUCUUUCUAAGCAAUUAUUUUAAUAAAUGUGACCUAUCAAAUGCAUUAGUCAAUCAAAAAAGUACAUCUGAAAGAAGCAUCACUUCACUAAUCCUGAAUUCUUUCAGCUGCCUGAGGUCCCUUCACUUCUGUGUGCUAGUCUUAUACUUUGUUGUCGGCAAAUGAGGGAUGGACAUUUUUAUUUUCAGGAGGCCGAUAUUCCGUCAUAGUGUCAGGCAAAAGCCCCUGAAGCCAGUGCAAGGCUACGGGGAUCUGUCGCUACGCAUGGUCCUGCGAAUGCACGGAAAAUGAUUGACACCUUGUCCGUCAAGCCUUAUGUCUCUGAUUGGUUGUUCUUCCUCAGUUGCGGUGGUGUCUUAAAAAUCUAAUUAGAAGUACAAGACGGAACCAGAGAGACCCCCCCCCCCCCACACACACACACACACACACACAGUAGUUUGAACAAAUAUGACAAAAAGUGUUGGGUUUUUUUAUAGAUUUUUUUUCAAUAGGAAACUUCCCCUUUAAAAGGAUAAACUUAUGUUUAUGUGGAAAUUCACUUGCUCCAGUAGUCUUUCUUAAAUAUGAAGUGGCCAUUUUCUAAUGGUGUAAAUUGUGGACUACUAAAAUAACUAUAAUGCUGUUUACGAAUAUUAAUUUAUUUCUUUGGCGCAUCUCGCUAUACUACUCUCAAUUUGUCGCCUCUUCCCCAUUGUUGUUUAUUUUCUUUUGCUUCUGUACUCUCAAGCGUCAUCGCUUGGUCCGGAAACUUUGUUGGUUGCCUGUUGCUGCCGUAAAUUAUUGUGGGUAACAUUUUUUUUGCAAAGGUUGGUCAGGAGUAUGCUAAAGUUGAGUUCAAGUUUGUAUCAAGGCACCUUUUGCUAUGGUUUUUUGAAGUCAAACAACCUCAAUUUCCAAGUACUUUCGGGUCAUCUUGCUCUUAUAGGAAAGGAAAAGAAAGUUCCAAUUCAAAAACCGGAAUAUGAAAAAACCUGGAAAAUGCAACAAAAGCAAGUGUGGCAGCGCCACCCCCAGGCUAGGAGGACAACAGCACAAUGACCGACGUUCAUAAUACGUGGAAGAGUCCUCCCCUGAAAAAGCAAAUGCGGUCAUAUAUAUUUUUCUUAUUUAAAAUAUAAAUAAAUCCCCCAAGCAUAUGUUUUUCAUUUGAAUUCCAAAUUUUAUAAUUAACAUGAUACAUAUAUAUAUAUAUAUAUAUAUAUAUAUAUAUAUUUUUUUUUUUUUUAUUAUUAUUUUUUUUAACAGAGCUGUGUUCACUGUGCAGAGCAUGUCUGUUUCCUCUCAUUUAGUUGAUGUGCUUGAUGGUGCUGAACCAAUCACACACAAGGUGGACGAACGACCUAAAUACAUCAGUUAAAAAGCAGGGGUGGGGAGCCUACGUCCCGUGGGCCGUAUAUACGACCUACUAGAGCAUCUGAUGUCCAGUAAAACCUCAGAGGAACUCAAAAAAUAACUAAUAAUAAUAAGUGUAUUCAAUGCGUCAUAUUUUUGGCCCCCAAAUGGGAAAAAGGUUCCCCACCCCUGAUUUAAAACAAAACCCAUCAUCUGUUUUUGUUAUAUAUUCUGUUCUGUAUAUUCAAUACAGUACCAUGACUAAGAUCACCACUGGACAGCAAAGCAUCCGUUGUGCUUUCUUGAACAACACAUGUACAGAAUGCCUCCUGGCCAUUUAUUGUUAACAGUGACCGGAAAGAAAUAAUAAAAAUGUUUUUUAUAUGUACGUAAUGCUUUGUUGUUAUUACUUGUGCUUGCUUAUUUCUUAGCAGGAUGAAUAUGGGGCAAAAAAAAACUUAAGGUUUUGUUAAAUAGCUGGAUAAAUGCAGGGAUCCAACUUUGAUUUAAAGAUUUUCUUUUUGUUCAUGGAUAAUUUAAAGAUUUUUUUUUUUUCAUUAAAUGUGUAUUGUUUGACAUUUCAAUAUUAAGGAGCAGCAAGUACACUAGCUUUACCAACAGAUGGUGCUAAAGGAUAUUACUAAAAAAUUUUAAAAAAGAAUUUAAAACAAAAAAAACAGCAGACUUUUUGGGUAGUUUGAAGAUUUUUAAAUUUUCUGCAAAUAAAUGCUCUGAAUGACAAUAUUAGAAUUUGGGUGUUACGUUGUCAGUAGUUUAUAGAAUAAAACAGAAAUGUUAAUUUUACUGUACAGUUGUGCAAAUAGAAAAAUCAGAGAAAUUGAUAAUUUUGCAGAAGUCUCUUAAAAUUUUCCAGAUAUUAAAAUUGAAACAUUCAUCAAUCCAUCCAUCCAUUUUCUGAGCCGCUUCUCCUCACUAGGGUCGCGGGUGUGCUGGAGCCUAUCCCAGCUAUCAUCGGGCAGGAGGCGGGGUACACCCUAAACUGGUUGCCAUCCAAUCGCAGGGCACAUACAAACAACCAUUCGCACUCACAUUCACACCUAUGGGCAAUUUAGAGUCUUCAAUCAACCUACCAUGCAUGUUUUUGGGAUGUGGGAGUAAACCGGAGUGCCCGGAGAAAAACCACGCAGGCACGAGGAGAACAUGCAAACUCCACACAGGCGGGGCCGGGUAUUGAACCCCGGUCCUCAGAACUGUGAGGCAGACACUAUAACCAGUCGGGUCACCGUGCCGCCAAAACUGAAACAUAUGUUAAUAAAUACAUACAUACAUAUAUAUGUUAACGAAGUAAUUGUUAUUGUACUUUUCUUCCACUGCAGUGUUGACAUCCUGUGCAUGGCUGCACUGAUCAGUGUGCGUGUGUGUAUACUGUAUGUUGGAAAUGUUCUCGAAGGUUCAUUACAUGAACGUGAGUCCCUGCUUAAUCAAUGACCUCGUCAAUGAGGGCUGCACAGACCUUAAAAGCGGGUCGGGUGGGGUGGAGUAGGGCAUCGUGGAAUUUGCAAAGAAAUCUUAACAUGCAGCCGUGGACAAGAAGUCGCAAGGAUUGCUUUUAAAAAAGUGACGAACGUGGCUGUGGAAAUAGAAAGUCAGUAACUUUAUAUUCGUAAUAACACAAAGAUAAAAGAAAAGAUAAGAUAAACAACUGAGAUAAUGUGGUUGCACAAGUAUGCACACCCAAUAGAUAGAUAUUUAGAUAGAAAGCCUGCACAGCUCUCAAACUUGAGGCCGGGGGGCCAGAUCCGGCCCACCAUAUCAAUUCGUGUGGCCUGCAUCAACAAAUUUUGUGCAUCUACUUCAUGUUCUGGACAAAAAUUUCAAAUUGUCUUCACUUUUAAAUACAUUGAAAAAAUGGCAAGCAUUUUAAAAUAUGAAAGUUAGCAGUUAGACCAUUUUCAAUAGUAUGAAAACCAAGCGGAUGUACGAAAACGGGGACAAAAUAAAAACACGAAAACGAGGGCAUAUGAAAGCUGAGGUUCCACUGUAUAUGUAAUGAUAUGAUGAGACGAUUAUACAUUUCUAUGAUUCCACAUUUAUAAGGGCCUUCUGUGAGGGAAACUAACCUGCGGUAUAAUUAAAUAUAUAUCAUUUGUCAUAUUCCAAUAUUGUUAGAUAUUUUGUAUUUUAGUAUUUAUUCUGUUACUGUAUAUGAUUUUGCCACCACUGUUAAGGUGGUAUCACAUGUCAAUAGUAAAGUGUGUUAAACUAAACAAAACUGUAAGUACACAGUUUACAUGUAAAAUAUUGUCAUAAUUGGUCUAAUGUUGCUUUAAUUCUCCUUUGCAUGUGCACGUUGUCUUCCUCACUGCCUGCUGCUUAUGAAGAAGAGGAGGAGGCGGUGAGAAGUUUUUCUGCAGAGAGUGAGACUGUGGAUGUGUUCGGGGGGGGAGGUUAAGGCGCACACAGAAAUGCCUCUAGCAGCAUCUUUCUUUGCAGACUCCAGCGAGCUGCAGCACAAGCGGGCUGCGUCUCUUCAUCGCUCUUCCUCUUCUUCUUUCUCCGAGCAACCACCUCUUUUCCUGUGAAGCAACCCUGGUCGUCCACCUCUUUCACCCCCUCUUCUUCCUCCUCCUCCUCCAGCAUCCGGCGGCACUGGAUGGAGAGUGGCGCCUGAAGGGAAGGGAGAGCGGUGGAGUUGCUUCGUCUAUCCACCUCCUCCUCCCGCUGCAGCAAACAGGAAAGUACCGGCUGGCUGCUGCACCAUGUCCUCUUCUCCGAAUGGGGAUGUAGCGGGGUACCAUUUGAGUGUGGUGCGUAAUCCGCCCGACUGGGAGGUGGGCAUCUACCUGGUGGGCUUCGUGGUACUGCUGGCCGUCGCGGGGCUGAACAUCUGGAAGCUGUGGAAGUCUGGCACCUUCCCUGCUCCGUCCCCGUUUCCCAACUUUGACUACAGAUAUCUGCAGGAAAAAUAUGGAACCUCCUUCUCAGAAGUACGACAGAAGCGGGCGGCAGCCAACAACCACCGGCGGACGUCGACCGUGUCCAGCCGCAAGCCCAGCCUGGCGCUGGGCGACACGCCGGACGCCCUCAGGGAGCUGGGCCAUCUGGAGCUGAUGGGCCGCGAUCUGGACCUGAGCGGCGCGGCGCAGGUCAACCGCUCCGUCUCCACCGAUUCGCUCAGCUCUAUCUCGUCUGUCGCCAACAACUUCGGCCACGACUUCACGGUGGGCCAGCUGGAGGUGACGCUGGAGUUCGAGACCUCCCGGCACGUCGGCCAGGGGACGUUGCACAUCACCGCGCACCAGGGCAAGGACCUGCUGGAGAGGGAGGAGGGCGACUUCCCAGGGUGCUUUAUCAGGAUCUCUCUGGGCCCAGAAGAGCUCAAUGUGGGAGUCACGAGGGUGAAGACGAACGCGUUCACCGUCAUCUUCGACGAGAGCUUCUCGGUGGCGAUUGACGUGUGCGCCCUAGAGGAAUGCAGCCUCCGAUUCGCCGCCUUCGGCAUCGACAGCGAUGAGAGGAACAUCAGCGCCGGCGUGGCUGAACUCAAGCUGUCAGACUUGGACCUCACCAUCAGACCCUUCAACGCCUGGCUCUACCUCCAGGACGUCAACAAAGCGGUGGACGCAGUCGGGGAGAUUUUGCUGUCUCUCAGCUACUUACCGACGGCAGAGCGCCUCACAGUGGUGGUGGCCAAGUGUAAGAACCUGCUGUGGACCAAGGGCAAGAACACUGCAGACCCAUUUGUCAAAGUUUACCUCCUGCAAGAUGGACGCAAGAUAAGCAAGAAGAAGACGUCCACCAAGCGGGACGACACCAACCCCAUUUUUAACGAGGCCAUGAUCUUCUCUGUGCCCUCCCUCGUUCUGCAGGAGCUCUCACUGCGGGUCACUGUGGCCGAGGCGUCCGACGACGGGCGGGGCGAAAACAUGGGUCACGUGAUCAUCGGCCCCGAGGCCGGCGGCAUGGGGAUCACCCACUGGAACCAGAUGCUGGCCACCCUGAGGAAGCCCGUGUCCAUGUGGCACCCGCUGCGCAGGGUCUGACCUGAAGUGAAACACUCAAAUUCUAUACAAAAGCUAAAUCGUUGAUAUUUUAGUGACUUUAAUUAGCGAUAAAAUAUGAGAAACAGUAUGCCAGUGCUGGGCCAUGCAAUUGGUACCUGGGCCUUCAGUGGGGAUUUACCCGACUUAAUCCACCUCUAAAUACCGCAAAACUUUACCAAAGCAAUACCGCUUGUUGUCUAGCCUUUCUGGAAAAGUCCACCUUGAAAAUAAAAUUUUAAGUACAGUGAAACCCUGCGAAAAUCCGCAAAUAAUUGGCGUCCCUCCUAAAAGGAAUUUUUAAUUGUGUAUAGAUGCCAAAAAUGGCAGCAAAGCGAUUAAAACUGAAAGACCAUAAAGCAUCAACUCCAUGCAUCUAGCAUGUACACAAUCAUAAAACCAUGUAACAUAAACAAAUAUUCAUUAGUUAAAUUAUUCGACACAAACAAACUAACUUCACAUGAGGCUCAUCAGUAGUAUUAUCAGCUAGUAUAUUAGCCUAAAUAACACGCUAGCACAAAUCAACAUGAUAUCACGCAUCAGCAAACAAAUAUGCGCACUGGCACGUUACGUGAUCUGUAUUAGGUCAUUAAACUCACUUUACAGUGAUUAUACAUAAUAAUAAAUGUUAGGGAAUAUUUGCAAAUUUUAACAGCAUGAGGUGUGUUCAAGGACUGGCAACAAAACAGGACAUCUCAAACCCACAGGAAAAGAAAACACUAUCAAUGUCCACGAGAUGGCCCCAAAGUAAUAAUUUGAGUGGUUUGGCCUGAGCACAAUAACAGCAAAUAGACAGGAUUUUCAGCGAAUAACAGAAGAUUUGUUCCCCCCCCACACCCCUCCAUAAAAAUGCCAAAUUUGCGAAUGACGAACCGUGAAUAUGGGGAGGUUCACUAUAUGUCCAAGACCAAGUCAAUUUUUUCCUGCUCCAUCAGCCAUUGUGGGACUAAAAAAUUCAAAUGUAAUAUUGUGUGCAGUUUGCUACAAACGUGUUUUGCCUGUUGAAGUUGAGUGUAACAGUUUAGCUCUUAGCAACCAAUCAGAGGAGAGAAAAAUGCUGACAUUUAAAAUUUGAAUGGAAGCAGUCGCAUUGCAUAUAAUUUAACACUGCAGUAAAAUUAUGAAAAACUUUGUAUGUUUACAAGAACGUUAAAGUUUUAUACGAAAAAGUUAUGAGCAUCAAGUUUCUAUAUUACCAAAAAAAAAUCACAAUUUUACUAAAGUCUUAAUUUUACUUUUAUAAUGAAGUUAGAAUUUCAUCAACAUCAAAACACGAAAUGAAAAAGUUGUGCUUGACAAAGAAAAAGUAAUAUGAUGAAAAAAAGUCAAUUGUAAGAUAAAAGUCAAUCAAACGUAAUCAAAUGUGAUCAUGUUAUCAUUUGACAAAAAUCUAAUCAGAAUAUUAUUUUAAAAAAAGUCACGGUUUACGAGAAAUGUCAAAAUACUACACGGAAAUGUCGUAAUACUGUUUUGUAAGGAAAAAUCGUAUUAUGAUGGGAAAAAAAAUUGGACACAAAGAAGUUCUCAUUUAAACAAACAACAAAAUAAAUAUAUAACAGUCAUAAUAUGACCAGAAAAAUAAAAAGUCAAACGUACGGUUUAAAAGUGCAGAAUCUACGAGAAUCAUGUCAUAAUAUAACAAAAAUUGCUGUAUGAACAGAAUAAGGUCAAAAAACACUCCCCCCCAAAAAAACAUGUAAUGUUAUGUGGACAAAGUUUGAAAACAAAUUCAAACUCAAAAAAUAUUACCUGGAAAGAUUUUAGAAAAAUAUGUCGUACUAGUAUGAAGAAAGUCAUAAUUUUGUAAGAAGAACUCUUGCACUUUGGGACAUCAAUAUCACAGCUCCAAUAAAUACUACUUAAUUUUUUUCUCGCAAGAUUGCAACUUUAUUAUAGUCAUAUUACGACUUUUUCCUCAUAGCAUUGCGACAUUAUUCUCGUUAUAUUUAUUCUUGGAAUUUUUAUGAAAUUUAAAUAAUUUUCCCUCCCCCCCUUUCCAGUCUGGCCCAAAUACUGCUUUGUGAGAGUGCGACAAGGAUUUUAAAAUGAGGUUAUGCAUUGGUAGACUUUUAUAUAUGACUACUUUUAACCACUUAUUUAAUUAAUUGAGGCAUAUAGACAUAAUAUGCAUAAGUGGUGUCAUUUGUAUAAUGAUCCCCCACACCCUCACCCACUCUCAUGGUGCCUCCUCUGGCUAUAGCUUCUAAUAGGAAAGAAGUCACUUUUCCAGUCUACCUUACUUGACUGAUUGGUGCAGUGUUUGUCGUGCUUUUGAAGAAACGCAAUCCAGGUACUCUUUGAUCUUUCCAGUUGAUCUCAUUGUAAUUUGUAACAGAUGUUACAGGGUGACCGAAUCGGAGGUGCAGUUCAGUACAGUCAGUGUAUUAAAAUCAUAUCAUAGUUUUAUUUUUUAGUUGUUGUUUUUUUAACCGUCAUUCUUACAAUAGUAGUCUUGUUUGCAUUAUUAAGAGCGUAAAUGGUGUCUGGCAAAUGAUAUGCAGUAGUGGAAUUGUGGUUUUCAACAUGGAGUGGAAUCUCCAAUGUGCCACAAUUUAGAGUUCACCAAACAUUUUCUGGAAGAAAACUGCCUCAAAAGUCUAACAUUAGUGACACCUUGGUAGUUUUACUUUAUUUCAGUUUUAUUAUGUAAAACAUCACCUGUAGUUAAAGGUUUUAUGCCGGCGACAGUUUUGUGCUCGUGUUGCUGGUCACUUCUUUAGUGUUCAAACACCACUGGGAAUCAUUUUAGAAUGUAAAACAGAUUCAGCUAUUCAAAUAGGUUUGUUGUUUUUUGUUAAUCUGUUGACAUUCUCAGAAAAUUGUAUUUAUUUUUUUAACCAGUCACAUUUAUGGUUGACUUUUUUCCAAUGCGUUCCUCCAUUUGAAUUCCCUUCAAAAAUAUUUAGCACCUCAACCACGACAUUAAGCAAUAUUUCCACAUGUGCCAAAUGACAGCAGCGUUUUCCAUUUCUCUCCAGCGGUUCUGUUUGCUUCCACCACGACCAUGCAUGAAGCUCUUAUGCUCGGAGAAUAGCGCCAACUUGUGUACAUGCUCUUUGAAAUAAAAGCGAUUCAACAGAAGCGGUCUCGACAUGUACUUCUUUUUAACUCAAUGAAUUAUACAAAUCUUGACAAAAUUAGACAUUCCUUGGAUGGGAUGAUUGUUUUUAGUUUUGUUAAUUCAGAAGAUUCAUUAAAAAAAUAGGAUGAAGAUAUUUUAAAAAUAAAGUAAAUUCAAUUUAUAUUUUUACAUCUAAUCUAAUGAAAAACAUGAUUUAAUUGAAUUGUUGUUGUGUUAAUUUAGAAGACUCACAGGAUAAAGACCAAUAAGUAUCUAAUUAGCUAGCUUGAUUAGCAGCUGGCUAACUAUUUGUUGUUUCCAACCACUUAUUUUACAUUAUCAUAUUGUAAAAACAUGUCUUAAAUAUUUAGAUUUUGUUAUAACUGUUUUUAUUUUUGUUUCUUUGGAACAAUUAUAAAUGUUCCUUGUUUAAUAGGUAUCGAAAUUGUCGUUAGCUAGCUGGUAAGCCAUCUACCGUAUCUCAUUUCACAAUGCCAUUUUUUUAUGUUUUUAUUUGUAUUGAUCAUCAAUACAACCCUUAAAUAAAAUCGAUUUUGAUAAUGAGUAUAGUAAAUAAAUGUUUUUGUCUAAUAUGUAUCUAAAGUCUACCUAGUUUAGCUGGUUAGCAAUCCACCUUGUAUUACAAGCUAUUUUGCAAUGUCCUUUUUUUCAAAUCUGAUUUAGUUUCCAUUUUUUUGUUUAUUUAGAAUAACACUGCAUAAACAAACAGAUUUUUUUACGAAUUAAAAAAAGAAUCAAUCUAACUUGCUAUCUAUUAUAUCUCACUAGCUAAUUUAUAAGAAGACAUUUUAAAUGUAAAUAAACAAAUACACAUUCUUGUCUAAUAGGUACUUAAAGUCUAGCUGUACUCGACUGUAUCUCACUGGCUAUUUUACAGUUCCAUAUUAUUUUUUUAAUCUAAGUCUAAUUUGUUUUGUAUUGGUUAAUUUAGAAUUAUCACUCAAAUAAAUGUUAAACAUUACAAUAAAUAAGUACCCUUGUCUAGCUUUUGCUAGUUAUCCACUGUAUCUGACUUAGUGUUUUAAAAUUCCAUUUAUUAAUUUUUUUUAUCUCAUUUGUUAGUUUUUCUUUUUCUUUUUAAAAUAAUCACUCUACUACAUUUUUUAUGUAUAAUAAUAAUAAUUAAUAAUAAAAAUCAUGAAAAAGAAUUGAGACCUUUGUCUUAAGGCAUCUAAAGUAUCUAACUGACAUGAGGUUAUUCAUUUUGAGCCUCGGACAACAGUUCAAUCGAGGCAAGUCAUUUAUUGAAGUCAUAUUAUU
Molecule: messenger RNA, 9889 nt
Organism: Phyllopteryx taeniolatus (common seadragon)
Lineage: Eukaryota; Metazoa; Chordata; Actinopteri; Syngnathiformes; Syngnathidae
Gene: syt12
Product: synaptotagmin XII
Exons: 8
Coding region: 4267-5550 (427 amino acids)
Biological process (GO): regulation of calcium ion-dependent exocytosis; cellular response to calcium ion; regulation of dopamine secretion
Molecular function (GO): phosphatidylserine binding; calcium ion binding; calcium-dependent phospholipid binding
Source: RefSeq, a predicted model, not a curated record